UCGAUACUACUGCUGAACAACUACCCGACACAUUUCCUACAGCGAAUACUCAAACAACGAGUCCAUGCAGCGUACAAUACUCUCGAAGAUAGGCGGGAGACCAGAGAGAGAACUAAAUAUGUAUCGUUACCGUAUAUCCCAUGUCUGAGCGAGAAGACAACAUACCAAAAAUGCAAAAAACUAACUUGGUAUAUAGCGUACCAUGUGGAGCAUGUCCAGACAAGGAAUACGUGGGGCAAACUUCACAAACGCUGGAAAAGCGCCUCGCCCAACAUCGAUAUGACGUACGGAGACAAACAACUACAACAGGCUUAGCGCAACACGCAAUAGAGAACGGACACGAGUUCGAUUUCUCCCGCACUCGAAUACUAGAGCAGAUUACCAGAGAGCAAAGCAGAAUAUCGGCGGAGGCUCUCCACAUUAAACUGAGCGGGAACAGAUCAGUGAAUCUACAACGCGAUGCACUGGGGUUCUCCAAUACAUACAUUGGCAUGGUUAAAAAACUCAGAGAGGUGUACGAGAACAAAAAUCAACCUGCUGAUCGACAACGCGCGCAAAAUGAGAAUGGAUAGAAGUUAGAGGGAUCCA
Messenger RNA from Wyeomyia smithii (pitcher-plant mosquito), 588 nucleotides. RefSeq lists its product as uncharacterized. The transcript has 2 exons. Lineage: Eukaryota; Metazoa; Arthropoda; Insecta; Diptera; Culicidae. Bases 141 to 572 code for a protein of 143 amino acids. The record is from RefSeq and is a predicted model, not a curated record.